Molecule: messenger RNA, 5107 nt
Organism: Zophobas morio
Lineage: Eukaryota; Metazoa; Arthropoda; Insecta; Coleoptera; Tenebrionidae
Product: dual oxidase 2-like
Exons: 22
Coding region: 68-4906 (1612 amino acids)
Biological process (GO): defense response; response to oxidative stress; superoxide anion generation
Cellular component (GO): plasma membrane; NADPH oxidase complex
Molecular function (GO): calcium ion binding; superoxide-generating NAD(P)H oxidase activity; heme binding
Source: RefSeq, a predicted model, not a curated record
UGAAACUACAAAUAUUCAUGCAGAUAGAUUCCAGCGGUUGAAGUAGUAUGAAUAAAUUUAUUGAAAAAUGAUUUUUUUUGGUGUUUUGAGUGCUUUCACUUUUAUUUUAACAGUGGGUGCUCAGGUUGUAAAAAAUGACACUAACAUUCUUCCACCUGCUCCAGUAUCUCCAUCAACAAAAGAAAAACCGCCGGUUAGUGAAUGGCCGGGUAACUGGAACAAUGGCAAUAAUAAGAGAUAUAUUUUGGGGGACUGGUUGUUGACAGGUUGUUGGGGCGACGCUUGUACGGGUACAAUGAAGACAGAAGAAAACGUGGAGUAUGAAGGUUACGAUGGCUGGUACAACAAUAUGGCAAGACCAGAUUCUGGCGCAAUAGAUCGACCUUUAUUGAGACGUUGGCCUGCCGCAUAUGCAGACGGGAGUUAUGCACCGGUUACAGGUAGACCAAAUCCUUUUGACCUCAGUGACCAAUUAUUGAAAGGCGAUAGUGGUACCCAAUCUGUUACUGGAAAGAACGCAUUGAUUGUCUUUUUUGGUCAACAAGUCGUUGAAGAAAUUUUAGAUGCUCAAAGACCAGCGUGUCCUCCAGAAUACUUCAACAUAGAAAUACCCAUGAAUCACACCUACAGGACAAAACCAGGUCAUACCGUAAUGCCAUUUUUAAGAUCGAGAUAUGAUCAAAGAACGGGUUACAGUCCAAACAAUCCAAGACAACAAUUGAAUGAAAUCACACCCUAUCUGGACGGUGGUUUGUUUUAUGGAAUUACCAAACAGUGGGCCGACCAGCUAAGAACUUAUAAGAACGGUACUAUUGAUCCUGAUGGGUGUCUGGCGUCAUCGUAUGAUGGGUUAUUUCCGGCUUACAACGAAGAAAGACUCCCUAUGGCCAAUCCACCACCACCUAUCUAUCAUUCAUUAUAUAUCCAGUCGCACGAAACAGCAAAAGUUUCAAGAUUUUUUAAACUUGGAAAUCCACGCGGCAACGAAAACUCCUUUCUUUUGACAUUUGGCAUCAUGUGGUUCCGCUGGCACAACUACCUCGCGAAGAGAAUUAGACAUCAAAACCCUACUUGGUCCAGUGAAAAAGUUUUUAAUGAAGCCAGAAAAUGGGUAAUCGCUACGCAGCAGAAAAUCGUGGUCUAUGACUGGCUGCCACAAUGGAUACUUGAACCAUUACCCCCCUACGAAAAUUACGAUCCCAGCAUUGAUCCCCAAAUUGAUCAGUUCUUUCAAACAGCAGCCUUUAGAUUUGGUCACACUUUGGUAGUUCCGGGGGUCUAUUUACGCGACUAUUUGAGAAGCGGUUGCAAGAACAAGUUUGAAACUUGGGGCAACGUCACCGUACGCACAUGUAACUCAUUUUGGAGACCAUACGAACCUAUUGUUAAACCAGAAGUAGACGGUUCGCCUAAUGUUAUUGACAUAGACCGUCUCUUAAUGGGAAUGUCCGUACAAUUAUGUGAAAAGGAAGACCACAAAAUUGUUGAGGAUUUGCGUGGUAAUGUUUUUGGUCCUUUGGAAUUCCCGAGGAGGGACUUAAUGGCUGUGAAUAUUCAGAGAGGGAGGGACCACGGAAUUCCUGAUUACAAUACUGUUCGGAAAGCGUAUGGAUUACCUCCAAUGGACUUCAACGACUUCACCCAUCUUGAUCCAGAGAUUAGAGACGCCUUCAGAAGUUUAUACAAUAACACAAGCACCAAUAUUGAUAUUUGGGUUGGUGGCAUUCUCGAAACUAUAGACAGACCUGGUGCUUUGUUCAGAGCAGUUAUCAUGGAUCAGUUCAGAAGAAUUAGAGACGGAGAUAGAUUUUGGUUUGAAAAUACGAAAAACGGUUUAUUUACACCAGAAGAAAUACAAAGAAUAAAUAAUACCAAUUUGUAUGACAUAAUAAUGGCGGUUACAAAAAUGGAUGCCAACGAUAUACCGAAAAAUCCGUUCGGUGUUCCAGUAUCAGUUUCUGAUACACUAACUACAGGUUGUAAUCUCACAAAAUCAAACUGUUCUACGUCGACAGGAGAAUGUUAUCAUUUAAAACCACUAGAUCAAGCCACUUUGAAUGAGUCUUGUGUACAAGGAACUACGUAUGAUUAUUUUAGACAGAGUGAGGCAUCCUAUAUUUUAACAUUCACCUGUAUUGGAGCUUGCGUUGUUGGUUCCAUAGGAGUUAUGUAUUUGUUAAUCAGGAUUAAAGAACAACAGAAUAGAAAACGACGCAUCGAAGAGAAUAAAACGACAAGAAACACUUUUAAAAACGAAAAACAUAUCAAUUAUCCCCUAUUUGUCGUAAAUGAAUGGAUGGGUCCGAAAUUACCAUCACGAAGAGUCAUCGUUAUUCUAAAAGACGAUAGGAAAGUCCUGGAAGUUAUGGCUCCAGGCGGUGAACUUCUCCGUGCUAUCGACUUUUCUAUCGCCUAUAAGGAAGUUCAAGUUUUUCAAGUUAGAGAUGCACCGUACCUGGUUAUCAAAUGCACACACGACUACGAUUUGGUAUUGAAAUUCGAAAGUGACUUUUUGAGGGAUAGCUUUUUGGGCUCGUUCGAUCCAUUUUUAACCAGCAGUGGACUUAAGAGAGAGAACAUAACAACGUUCAAUUUGUCGUCAGCACUAAGAAAAGUUACCACCAAAGAAGAGCGUCAAAUGCUUCUCGAGCGAUUCUACCGCGUGGUUUUCGCACAAGCGUUUAAAAUCAAGUAUUCGCAAAAAGAACUGUUACACGUUGACGAAAAUCUCGAGAAGGAAAUUGUCAACACGGAAUUGACGAUCACCGAGUUCGCCGAAGCCAUGAGCAUGCGUCCUAAGGAUGAGUUUGUCAUGCGUAUGUUCGCGUUGAUCGACAAAGACAAAAAUGGGUUUAUUUCGUUCAGAGAAUUUGUUGAUUUGUUGAUCAUUUUUGCUAACGGAACUGAACAAGAGAAGGCUAAGUUGUUGUUUGAUAUGUACGACGUCAACGCUGUUGGAUACUUAACUGAGGAAAAUUUCGUGGCUAUGAUAAAGUCAUUUUUGGCAACUGUGGGAGGUAAAGUCGAAGACGACAAGCUACAAACGACGGUGCAAGGAAUGAUAGAACGGGCGGGACUCGGACACAAGAAACAGCUAGAUUUCGAAGAUUUUCUCAAAAUGUUUGGGAAUGACAUCAAGAACUUGAGUAAGGCGAAACUUAAUUUUAAAGGUGUUAAGUCUAUGGAUCGUAGCUCCUACCUGGAAGAAGCUCGAGAUACAAUUGAAAAUAUAUACGAGAGUCGUCAAGAAAUUCAAGAACGUUUCCAAGGAGAAAUUGGCCACCAAGAAAGAGAUACCAGCAAAAUCAUUGAUGACAGUCAGACAGAAUCCAUCAAAGCUGACCAUAUAGGGACACCAAAAUUCGCUUUUGUAAGUUACCUCGAAUUAAAAGCAAAAGAGAUUUUCUGGCUGUCGUUGUACACGCUAGUUCUUUUGGCCGUUUUUGCUGAACGAGCUUAUUAUUACACCGUCGAGCGUGAACAUUCCGGCUUACGCAGAAUCGCAGGCUAUGGUGUUACUAUUACCAGAGGUGCAGCAUCAGCAAUGAUGUUCACAUAUUCUUCUCUACUAGUGACAAUGUGCAGAAAUACAAUCACGUAUUUAAGAGACACAGUUGCAAAUAACUACUUUCCAUUCGAUGCUUCAGUGGAGAUUCAUAAAUAUAUUGCACUUUGGGCUUUUAUUUUCACCGUGAUGCACAUCGUGGGCCAUGCUUUUAAUUUUUACCACAUUUCGACACAAACAGCAGAUGAUUUGACCUGUCUCUUCAGAAACUUUUUCCACUCGACUCACGAGCUACCCAAAUUCCAUUACUGGUGCUGGGAAACCAUAACCGGGUUUACUGGUGUGGUCCUAACACUAAUCUGGGCUCUCAUGUACAUUUUCGCUCAAAAUCUAGUGCGAAGAAAAAUCUACAACUGGUUUUGGUAUACACAUAAUUUGUACCCUUUCUUCUUUAUCUUCAUGGUUUUACAUGGAACGGGAAGGCUUAUUCAGCCGCCCUUCUUCUACUACUUUUUCUUGGGUCCGGUUGUUCUGUUCACGAUCGAUUCGUUGAUUAGUAUCAGUAGAAAAAAAGUCGAGAUUCCGGUCAUACGAGCCGAAAUUUUACCUUCAAAUGUAACCAUGUUGGAAUUUCGGCGCCCUGAAAACUUCCAAUAUAAGUCGGGACAGUGGGUUAGAAUAGCAUGUUUGUCUUUAAAUAAGAAUGAAUACCAUCCAUUUACACUGUCGUCGUCUCCUGACGAAAACAACUUGACAGUUCACAUUCGGGCUGUAGGUCCCUGGACUACUCAUAUAAGAACUCUCUAUGACAACAUCAAUAAAGCUAAUUCUCUUCUACCGAAGCUCUAUUUGGAUGGUCCCUUCGGAGAAGGACACCAAGACUGGAACCAGUUUGACGUUUCAGUUCUCAUUGGUGGUGGCAUUGGUGUAACCCCUUUUGCCAGUAUAUUAAAGGACGUAGUUUUUAAAUCGAACCAAACUCGUUGCAAAAAGGUCUACUUCAUUUGGGUUUCCAGAACACAAAAACAGUUCGAGUGGUUGGUCGACAUAAUCAGGGAACUUGAAUACAAAGACAGGAAUAACGUCAUCAGCUGCCAUAUUUUUAUAACACAGUUCUUCGAAAAGUUCGACUUACGUACCAUUUUCUUAUACAUUUGCGAAAGGCAUUACCAAAGAGUGUCCAAUCGUUCGUUGUUUACAAAUCUAAAGGCUGUUACGCACUUCGGUCGACCGAAUUUUGAACGAUUUUUCAGUACUGUGUCUUCACUUCAUGAAAAUGUGCAUUCUGUUGGUGUCUUUAGUUGUGGUCCUCCAUCUAUGACCACUAGUGUCGAUGUUGCUUGCAAUAAAGUCAAUGCCCAAAAAUUCCAACGAUUUGAACACCACUAUAAGAAUUUUUAAAUUUGUAUUUGAUUGUAGUUUUUUAACUGUACUUUUGUGAAAUAAAGAAUUAUAUAAAAAAAAAAUAAGUAAAGGAAGGACACGAUGUCAUAUGGUCAAGUCAGGUUAGGUCAGGUCCUGUAGCGUUAAGGUGCUUUUAGGACUGUAAGUUGCUUCAAGAACGUAAAUCAAUCUGAAAUAAUGAAAACAUAAUUUCCGUAA